AUGCAAAAGUCCAUGGACAAGAUGGUGAGCAAGAUCAAAAGUUUGGAGAAGAAGGUUUCUGGUUCUUCAAGCAAGAAGAAGAAGUCAAGGCCCCCACAUUCCUUAGGAGUAGAUCUCUCCUCACCACUCCAAGGAGGCUCCCUGCCCAAGAGCCUCACAUUUCUUUCGAGCCAAGGGAAGGAGAAGACAACACGCAGAGAAGGAGGAAGAGUUCCAAGGCCAGACGCUCCAGCUCGACCACCGGACUCGAUCGAGUCCAAACAGAGGAAACUCAACUCGAUCGAGCUGAGAGUAGAUGGACCCCUAUGGACAGUUCGAGCAAGCCAGCUCCACCAAGGCCAAGGGAGCCACACACACUUCAAUGAAGAAGAGGAAGAAGAGGAGCCGCAAGCUCGAUCGAGUGAGCCGGAACCCCGAGUGGAGCGUCCUGAUGGCCGUCUCCCUCUCCAGACCACGACCUUGCCUCCCAGUUCUUUGGGGGGCACUGAGGCUAAGUUUGGGGGUGCCAACUCGAGCUCGAUCGAGUUGGGUGUAAAAACCAGAAAAGUGGUCUUUUGGAGCAUUCUGGAGCAUAUGGGACGUGAGGAGCAUGGAAGGACUUGGUGCAUGGACGCAGCUCAACUGGAUACGCAAAGGAAGAAGGAGGAAGCCAUCUUGAAGACCAGCUCGACCCUACCUCGACUACUCGACCGGCCAAGCUUCAACUCGAUCGAGCUGAGAAGUCAAAGUCAAACCCGAAAAAUGUUGCUUCCCCCUUGA
This is a messenger RNA of Microthlaspi erraticum, 759 nucleotides long. The record is from the annotation of a GenBank genome assembly. NCBI's taxonomy places the organism in Eukaryota, Viridiplantae, Streptophyta, Magnoliopsida, Brassicales, Brassicaceae.